CAGGCAGCUGGUUAGAACAGUUCCUCUUCUUCAGGGGCUGCCAGUAUGACAUCCUCAUGACAGGAAUCAGAAGUUAGCUUGCAUAGGCCACACAUUUUGUGUUUGUGUUUGGAAAGGAGAUCAUCCAUCUGCAAACUUGUGGCAACUGGAAGAUGCCAUGAAUCCAUUUCUUAUAGUCCUGCUGUUUCUUGGACUGAGCCCGAACCUCUGGAACCCAGCAUCAGCAGGGGCUCUCUCUAAACCUACACUGAGAGCAGUGCCAGGAAAUGUGGUAGCCGAUGGGAAUCAGGUGACAUUCAUCUGUGAAGGGCCCUCAGAAGUCAAAGAAUAUCGUCUCUACAAAGUAGGAAGCCAAGACUACCUGAUUCCAACAGCCCUUCUAGAAAUUGAGAAUAAGGCCGAGUUUUUUUUCUCUUUGGUUCAAUGGUACAAUGCAGGCCAAUAUUGGUGUUCUUAUACAAGCACCAAUGGCUCAUCAGAAAGCAGUGACACCCUGGAGCUGGUGGUGACAGGAUUUUUCUCCAGCAGACUCACUCUGUCAGCCAGUCCCAGCCCUGUGGUGAACUCAGGAGAACAUGUGAUCCUUCAGUGUGUGUCACAAGAGCCAUAUAACAUGUCCAUUCUAAUGAAGGAUGGUGAGAAGUUCUCGAGUCCCAUGCCCUUACAGAAAAUGUACUCUGGCCAAUUUAGAACCCUGUUCUCAGUGGGUCCUGUGACCUCCAACCAGACAUGGAGGUUCACAUGCUAUGGUUAUUUGUUGAGUAGCCCUCAGCUGUGGUCGGUGUCCAGUAACCAACUUGAGCUCCUGGUAUCAGGGACCCUUCGCAAGCCUACCAUAUGGGCUGAGCCAGGCUCUGUGAUCACCUUAGGGAGUCAUGUUACCCUCUGGUGUGAGGCAACCCUACCAACCCUAAUCUAUGUGAUAUAUAAAGAGGGAAGCCCAGAACCUUGGGACCAACAGAACCAAAUAGUCUCCAACAAUAAGGCAAAACUCACCAUUUCAUCUAUGACAGAAUUGAAUGCAGGGAGAUAUCACUGCUACUCUUACACCUCUACUGGAUGGACAGAACGCAGUACCACCUUAGAGCUGGUGGUGACAGAUGAGAGACACUCAAAAUCCUUGUCCCAGAAGUCACUCUCAAGUAAUGACUGCUGUAGCACUAUCUCCCAUAGAAGGAAAUCCAUGGCCAACAGUUUAGACUGUGUGGUCCCCUUUAAUUUUCUAUGUGAUUUCUUUUAG
This is a messenger RNA of Chionomys nivalis (European snow vole), 1240 nucleotides long. Its product is annotated as leukocyte immunoglobulin-like receptor subfamily B member 3A. The record is from RefSeq and is a predicted model, not a curated record. Lineage: Eukaryota; Metazoa; Chordata; Mammalia; Rodentia; Cricetidae. Bases 158 to 1240 code for a protein of 360 amino acids. The transcript has 5 exons. Gene Ontology annotation, molecular function: inhibitory MHC class I receptor activity. Gene Ontology annotation, biological process: cytokine-mediated signaling pathway.